Messenger RNA from Paramuricea clavata, 2044 nucleotides. NCBI's taxonomy places the organism in Eukaryota, Metazoa, Cnidaria, Anthozoa, Malacalcyonacea, Plexauridae. The record is from the annotation of a GenBank genome assembly.
GCCCAGUUCUUCCCACCUUCGAACGGCCGCGCGCGUUUCACUUUGGAGCCGACAAAUAUUUGCAAAAAGCAAAAAAAUUGUGAACGAAAAUCGCUCGUAAAUUGAUCAAAUUUGUGCGCAAAUUUGAAAUAUAAUGGCAGAUUUCUUAACGACGAUAUCUAGUGCGAAAGAUUGGCCCGAAAAUUGGAAAGAUUUGCAGGUAUUUUUGUUGCAAAAGUGCUUUUGAUAGGCAGCUAGUGGUGGUAACAUUUUGCGGUAGUCAAGUACUUCACUGAUUUGACUCCUUGUGGUAUUAAUGCUAUAAUGUUAUUAAAUUUACGUUAAACGAUCAAAACAAGUAAAGUUUUGUCAAAGAUAUUGUAAAUUAUUCAAUGAAAACUUCACAAUAUGAUAGCAAUCACUGAUACAAUAUAAAACGUACCAUUCAAAUCAUACAUCCCCCCCCUCCCCCGAUAAAAAUCCCUGAUCAUAAACCCCCUGGCCAGCCUUUGCUAUUUUGCACCGCACCAGCUUUACUCUUUAACGCUGCCUAUUGCCUGAGAAUUUUACUCGUCAGGGGGAGCGUGCAGCCACUCAAUUGAUUAACCCAUUGGCGAAUAAAAUUGUCUGGCAUUAGACAGAGUAAGUGCACACAUGGUCACAUAUGGAAUGCAAUGCAACUCAUUGAGUUAAGUAGACACAUGGGCAGACUGAGCUGGUGCACUCUCCUUUGGCAAGUAAAAUCAUCUGGCAUUAUAUGGAUUGAGUAAAAUAAUAAAGUAUUGGGGCGCGGUAGAACUUAAUCGCUUAAAUGACCAAAAUAAGGAAAGUCUUGUCAAAGAUUUUGUAAAAUAUAUAAUUAUUUCACAAUAUCCAAUACAAUCACUGAGUCUUCUAUAUAUAAAAUUACCUGGUGUUAGACAGAGUAAAAUAAUAAAGUAUGGCACAUUUGGACGCACAUUGCAGGUUAUUGGAAUAUUGGGUUAAUAUUGCUGCUCUACAUUGCUUUUUAGACAAUUGACAGUUUAUUACGAUGUUCAAUCUGUGGUGAAUUUUUCAAAAAUACAACUUUUAUUCCGUCAUGUUCUCACAACUGUAAGUGCCAGGAAGACUAAUAUUAUAAUAAUUAUAAUAAUAAUAAUUACAGUAUCUCAAACGUGGUGGUCCAGUGUAGGUAGUGUUCUACAAUAAGCUGCCGUGGUUUGUAUCUGAACUACCUGAAAUUGAAAAAGAUAUCUCAAACGUGGUGGUCCAGUGUAGGUAUAGUAUUCUACAAUAAGCUGCCAUGGUUUGUGUCUGAACUACCUGAAAAAGAUAUCUCAAACGUGGUGGUCCAGUGUAGGUAGUAUUCUACAAUAAGCUGUCGUGGUUUGUGUCUGAACUAUCUGAAAAAUAUACUCAAACGUGGUGGUCCAGUGUAGGUAGUAUUCUACAAUAAACUGCCGUGGUUUGUGUCUGAACUACCUGAAAGAGAUAUCUCAAACGUGGUAGUCCAGUGUAGGUAGUAUUCUACAAUAAGCUGUUGUGGUUUGUGUCUGAACUACCUGAAAAAGAUAUCUCAAAUGUGGUGGUCCAGUGUAGGUAGUAUUCUACAAUAACCUGUCGUGGUUUGUGUCUGAACUACCUGAAAAAUAUAUCUCAAAUGUGAUGGUAAAUAUAUUUAUAAACAUUUCCUUUUAAAACUUCAGAUUGUUCGCUCUGUAUCAGAAGAUCUUUACCUGGUAAUUCCAAAUGUCCGAUAUGUGGCGUUGUAAGUGAACAAUUUAAACUGUCGCAUUCUAAUGUCUUGCAGAUUUCAUCUCAGAACAAGUAUUUUAAUUUAAAACUAAAUAACAAUUCAAAUAUUUUUAGAACGUUCAAGAGUCGCAGUUAGAGAACAACAGAAUUAUCGAUGAAAUUGUAAAAAGCUUUGUCAAGAUUCGUAGUCGAUUGUUGGAAGUCGUUAAGAAUAGUUGUAGCGACAUUAAUAAACCACAGGUUAAGAAAAAGACAGAAUUAGGCAAGGCAGUUAAGAAGAAAGAUGACAGCAAAUCAAGAUUUUUUACUAAAAAGGUCAGAUUUUCAC